ACAAAGUGAAAGCAAACCUUCCAGGAACUGAAUAUAUUGUAACACACACAGAGACUCAAAACUGCUGCGCUAAUUCAGUCAUCGGAUUCUUUCUUCAACAUUUUGACAAGAUCAGAAAGUGUUUUGCAUCUUAUUUACUGAGUCGAUCACUGAAAAAGCAAGUGUCAGGAUGGUGAACUGCUGUGGUCUCGUGUCUGAGAAAAACCAGCCAGUUCCUCUGAAGAGCGUUUCAGUGGAGCUGCAGGUUAAGGAUCACGUGGUCUCCGUCAGCUCCAGUCUGCAGUAUGUCAAUGAGGAGGAGCGUCCGCUGGAGGCCGUGUUCGUCUUCCCGCUGCCCGCCGAUGCCGCCGUCUGCCACUUCAGUGCCAAGAUCGGAGAGCAGGAGAUUGUGGCGGAGCUGCAGGACAAAGAGAGUGCGCGGGAUCAGUAUGAUGAUGCUGUGAGUUCAGGUCAGCAGGCAUUUCUGCUGGAAGAGAGCAAUGAGAGUUCAGAUGUGUUCAAACUGAGUGUCGGGUGUUUGUCUCCGGGUGAGAAUGCCGUCAUCUCCAUCGUCUAUGUGAUGGAGCUCAGCGUUCAGGCCGACCACGCCCUGCGCUUCUGUCUGCCGGCCGUACUCAACCCCAGAUACACACCCGCAGCUUCAGCGGCUGGUGUUCCAGAAGUUUUCUCAGCAUGUGUUAUUCCGUACACACUGUCUCUGAGUGUCGAAGUGAGAUCUUCAGACCGCAUCUCCAGACUGGAGUCCAGCUGCCCUCUGGAUCCUCUGGUGUUCCUUGACGCACAACACACUCAUGCCACGGUGAAUCUGAGUGCUGGUCACCGGUUCGAUAAGGACGUUGAGCUGCUUCUGUACUACGAGAAUACCCAUCAGCCCACUGCUGUUGUAGAGGCCGGGGCAGGUGCGGCUCAGCCAGGGUCUCUGAUGGGCGACCCGGUGCUCAUGAUCAGUUUGUACCCAGAGUUCCCUGUGGACGUGAUGUCAUCAUUGGCAUCUCGAGGCGAGUUCAUUUUUGUGGUUGACAGAUCCGGCAGUAUGGACUGCAUGAUGCAUCAUGGGAAAGAUGCACAGAUGCGCAUCCAGAGUGCAAGAGACACGUUGCUGCUGCUUCUGAAGAGUCUUCCUAUGGGAUGCUACUUCAACAUCUACGGAUUCGGCUCUCGCUUUGAGUCCUUCUUCCCUCAGAGUGUUGUGUACAGCGAGGACACGAUGGAAGAGGCUCUAAAUAGAGUAAAGAACAUGAAGGCAGACAUGGGCGGCACUGAGAUCCUUCAGCCUCUGAAACACAUCUACAGUCAGCCCUGUUACCCUGAUCACCCCCGACAGCUGUUCAUCUUCACUGAUGGAGAGGUUGGGAACACUAAAGAAGUGCUGGACCUGGUGAAAAGUCACGUUAACUCUCACAGGUGUUUCUCCUUCGGGAUCGGUGAGGGUGCGAGUACGGCUCUCAUCACAGGAAUGGCCAGAGAAGGUUCUGGUCACGCUCAGUUCAUCACAGGCACUGACCGCAUCCAGCCCAAAGUGAUGCAGUCGCUCAGGUUUGCUCUUCAACCGGCCGUGGAUAGUAUCUCUGUGGAUUGGUCUGUUCCUGAGGGCGUUAUGGUGGACAUGCUGUCCCCACCCAUCAAUACACUGUUCCAGGGUCAGAGGGCGCUCAUCUACGCUCAGCUGAAAGGACAGAGUUCAGGAACAGCAGAAGGAGCAGUAACUUUGAAAUACAAGCUGAAAGAUCAACCAGUGACUAACCAGCUCCAGUUUGCUCUUAAACCAACUGAAGACACAGGACGGAUGAUUCACCAGCUGGCGGCCCGGUCUGUGAUUCGUUCUCUGGAGCUGGAAAUGCGGGCUGGGAGAGCAGAAGCGGAGGCCGUCCGGAGCAGGAUCGUGGAGCUCAGUGUUCAGACAGGAGUGAGCAGCGUUCAUACAGCCUUCAUUGGCGUCAAUAAAGACGGCAAACGGACCAUCACAGGGCCGCUGCUGCAGAGUAGAGUGCCAGUACGGAGAAUGGCCCGAAGGUCUGUAGGGGGUGGUGGUGGCAGUGGCGGUACGAGAAUGUGCAGAAUGGCCCGAAUGUCUGUAGGGGGUGGUGGUGGCAGUGGCGGUAUGAGAAUGCACGGAAGGGAAGUUUCCAUGGCUCAUUGUGCAUUGCGUAAAAGUGCGGCUCCCAAGAUGUUUUGUUCUGUUGAGCGUAGUAUUCGGACACCGCCAAAAGACUGCAGAAUGAUGGUUGAAUGUGAUUCUGUGUCACAUCUGGCAGAACCUGAGCCCCAGACGGACCCUUUACUCCAGCUGGUCUCUCUUCAGAAGGCCUCGGGAUGCUGGGAACUGAACGCCUCACUUGCUGCCGUGUUUGGGAAGACAGAGAGUGAGGUGACCAAACACAGACCAGCACAGGUGGACGGGUCAAUGUGGGCCACCGUUCUGGCUCUGAUCUGGUUAUAUGCAUGUAGAUCAGAUGACCAGGUUGAGUGGCAGUUUGUGGCCAUGAAGGCAGUGUCGUGGAUCCGCUCUCAGAAACCGGAGGGCCUGUCUCAGUGUGUGCGCGACGGGAACAUCCUGUUGGGAGGUCAUGUGACUGAAAACAUGUUGGGAAUCUGAAGACUGAAGAAUCUUGUGCUGUCAUAAAUCAAAUAACUCAUUCUUUAUCAUAAACAUCUGUGUUUUUCUGCUAUAAAAAAUAGUAUGUUUUAAAGAAUAAAACUGACAUUUGUAUCAGCGGUAGAGAGACUAUUGGGUCUGUCAUAAAUUCAUGUUAUUACUCUAAAUACAAUUCUAAAUAUAUAAUCAAAAUUUGUGAGUGAUCAUGAAUCCAUUAUUUCGCUGUGUGUUGUUGUGAGCAGACUGUGUCAAUGUGACUUUACCAAACUAUUAAAGUCUUUCUUCACUAGUUAUAAUUAUCUGUCUGAUAUUUAGAAAUGCAUUUAAUGCAUUACAGAUUAAACAUGAAUAUUGUGAGCUUGGGUAAACUUUACUGUCUGCAUCACAGAAAGAGGGUAAUGCGGUCUGUGGCGGUUCUUGUAAAAAGUCUUGUUACCUGUAGCCACAUAUAAGUAAGGGAUGAUAACAGUGUUUCAAGCGACAUAUCGAUUUACCAAUAUUUUCCCCGAUAUUUAAGCAUUUUACCAUAAUCGGAUAUGGUUUACCGAUAAAUGCCGCCAUCUUGUGGGUGUUUUGAGAAUUGCGCACAGGAUCGUCAUUUCAGCGCAUCUUUAAUUAGCUGUAAUUAGUAAACUUAAUUUAACAUAACAGCCAUUAAUGCACAAAUUAGAUGUGUUAAACAUAAAUGCCUGAAAUGUAGCUAGUUUAUGCAGCUUGUCUCUAAUGGAGACAAGCUCACGGAGCCAAGUAAGAUAAUCCGUCAUGUCCUGUCCCAAUAAUGAUGUAACUUUGCAUGAAUACUUUAAAUACAGCCAAGAAUGAGCACAUGUUAGAAAUAAAAGCACUGUAUUUAA
Molecule: messenger RNA, 3450 nt
Organism: Megalobrama amblycephala (Wuchang bream)
Lineage: Eukaryota; Metazoa; Chordata; Actinopteri; Cypriniformes; Xenocyprididae
Product: von Willebrand factor A domain-containing protein 5A-like
Exons: 22
Coding region: 170-2596 (808 amino acids)
Source: RefSeq, a predicted model, not a curated record